UGGAGCUUGCGCAUUUCACGCUUAACGUCAUGAGGAAUGCUUACGCAGUGUUCGUGAAAAAAGCGGGCUUAUCCGAUAGUCUUGGAAUAUGUAGUUAUGUUGAGAUUUUAUUUUGUAAAAAUUUUUAUAAAAAUUUUAAAUCUUAGAGCUACAACUAAUACUUUGAUAGAGUUGCAUGUAACUUUUAAACGGGAAAUGAAUAGAAAGCGUGUACAAUAUGAAUAAACGCAUAUGUAAUUAACUGAAGUGAUAGCAAUAACUAGAACAUCAACAUCAACAGCACUUUUUUGUGUAAUAGAGCACAUACAAUUUUUAUAGAUAUACAUACAUAUGUUCAUUUGAUGUCCUGUGCAAAAAAGAGUGCUUAAAAGUGAUAUGACCAGAAAGAUGAGCAUUUUCAUAUUAUAAAAUCGUAAAAGCAAACGUUUGCAUGACAAGCACCUGAUCGACUAAAAGAAUACAAUGGUUUACGGAUAAGUGAUAAUCUGAGUAUCUACUUAUGUUUGUAUUCCAAGAAAAAUAAAACGUCGUGGAAUCUAAAAAGUAAUAAGUCUCUCGGUGAUUUUAUGUUUGUUUGCAAGAGAACACGGGAUCUCUUAAAAGUAUGUAUUUAGAAAUUAUAGCUGGGCUCAGUUUGACCAAGCAAAAGCUCUACAGAAAACAGAUUUAAUAAAAACUGGUUUAAGAGUAAUGAACUGUAAAUGCCGGUUUUCACUAUGUCAAAUUCAAUGGCAGUUUUCGUCAAAUAAGUGAAAAUACGUUCUCAAAUGGGAUUGAAAAGCGGUUUAGCGAUUGAUUUGGAUCAGGAUAGGUCUUUGGUCGUGUACAUGCGCUGCUAAAUUGGCUAUAUGUCAGUUUUUGGCCGAUAAUAUCAUCGGUAAAGAUGGCUCGAUAUAAGCAGACUAGUUUUCCCGAAGAUGAUGCUAGCUCAGUCGGAGGCAUCCAUUUAAAUGAGGGGACCGGUAGCACGGGACUGCAUAUUCGAUAUCACACAGCACGGCACAUCAGAUACAACAAUGGUUAAGGUGGAGACCACCGGACAGCCAAGUAUACUCCUGGUCUCAUCAUACGUGGCCCACGAUAGGGACAGUCCGCCAACCGAAAUCCAGGAGAUAAUAGCCAAAAACCCCAGACAAAUUAUAGUCGUCGGCUGCGAUGCGAAUGCAAGGCAUCCAGUUUGGGGUAGUUCUACGGAGAACGACCGAGCAAACGAAGUUCCGUGUCUCAAUGAACAUUGCAUAUUUGCAGCUAAUGAAAUAUUGAGAUCUAUUGACAGAAGAAUCGAUCCAUGCGAUGAUUUUUAUGCUUAUGCGUGUAAUAAUUGGAUAAGAAAUAAUCCAAUUCCAGAAGGCAAAUCAACAUGGGGUACUUUUGGAAAAUUAGAACAAAUGAAUCAGCUAAUUAUACGAAAUAUAUUAGAGAAACCACUGAAGGAAUAUAAGUCAGAGGCUGAAAAGAAGGCAAAAAUUUACUAUGAAUCUUGUUUGGAUAAAGAAGAAGAGAUGGAGAAAUUGGGUGCUAAACCAAUGGUUGAUUUACUGUGGAAAAUCGGCGGCUGGAAUGUGACAAAAAGUGGAUUUAACAUUGAAAAAUGGAAUUUGGCUCAUACGUUGAAAAUUUUACAAAACAAGUACAAUUUCAAUUGUCUUUUUGCGUGGGCAGUCGGUGAGGAUGAUAAAAAUUCUUCCCGCCAUGCCAUACAAAUCGAUCAGGGUGGUUUAACACUGCCGACACCUGACUAUUACAACAACAAAACCGAAAUCCACCGCAGAGUCUUAGACGGCUAUAUAGAAUAUAUGACGAAAGUUUGUGUUCUACUGGGCGCUGUUGAAUCAGACGCCCGUCGCCAGAUGGAAGCAGUGAUUGCGUUUGAAUCGAAAUUAGCGAACAUUUCAAUGCCACUUGAAGAACGUCGUAACGAAGAAGCUAUGUAUCAUCCGAUGAAUUUGGUGGAUUUAGAAAAAAUAGCACCAUUCCUGAACUGGACUGAACACUUUGGCGACGCAAUGCUAUUAGUAAACCGAAGAAUAACGCAGGACGAAAUAGUUAUCGUUUACGCUCCGGAUUUUUUAAAGAAAUUGUCAGCAAUCAUCAUUGAAAUGGAGAAAACAAUCGAAGGAAAAAUAACUCUUAAUAAUUACUUGGUGUGGCAAGCGGUACGAACACUGACGUCUUGCUUGUCAAAGCCGUUUCGAGACGCUUAUAAAAGCGUACGCAAGGCUCUAAUGGGCUCAGAUGGAGGCGAAGAGAUAUGGCGAUAUUGCGUGGCAGAUACAAAUAACGUCAUUGGUUUUGCAGUUGGGGCCAUUUUCGUGCGUCAAGCUUUUCAUGGCGGGUCUAAACCAGAAGCCGAACAAAUGAUCAACGAAAUUCGCGAAGCUUUUAAAGAAAAUUUACAUAACCUCACAUGGAUGGACAGGGGUACUCGUGAACGAGCAAUCGAUAAAGCCAAUGCAAUAACAGACAUGAUUGGAUUCCCUGACUACAUUCUCAACCCAAAAGAGUUGGAUAAGAAAUAUGAAGACUUGAAAAUUGUGCCAAACAAAUAUUUCGAAAACAAUAUUCAGGUUGCAAUGUAUAAUUUAAGAACCAACUUGGAAAAGCUAGAUCAGCCUGUGAACAAAACUCAUUGGGGCAUGACUCCUCAAAUGGUGAACGCCUACUAUACGCCCACGAAAAAUCAAAUUGUGUUUCCAGCUGGAAUACUGCAAUCACCAUUUUACGACACCAACAAUCCGAAGAGUCUAAACUUCGGCGCAAUGGGCGUUGUUAUGGGUCACGAGCUAACGCAUGCGUUUGAUGACCAAGGACGCGAAUAUGAUAAGUUUGGCAACAUACAUCGAUGGUGGGACAAUAAGAGCAUCGAAAGGUUCAACGAGAAAACAGAAUGCAUCGAACGACAAUAUGGGAAUUACAAAAUGAAUGGGCGUACCCUAAAUGGAAAACAAACUUUGG
Rhagoletis pomonella (apple maggot) is the source of this 2955-nucleotide messenger RNA. RefSeq names its product neprilysin-3 (gene Nep3). Gene Ontology annotation, cellular component: plasma membrane. NCBI's taxonomy places the organism in Eukaryota, Metazoa, Arthropoda, Insecta, Diptera, Tephritidae. The record is from RefSeq and is a predicted model, not a curated record. Gene Ontology annotation, molecular function: metalloendopeptidase activity. Gene Ontology annotation, biological process: protein processing.